Messenger RNA from Gordionus sp. m RMFG-2023, 649 nucleotides. Its product is annotated as S-phase kinase-associated protein 1-like. Gene Ontology annotation, molecular function: cullin family protein binding. Gene Ontology annotation, biological process: SCF-dependent proteasomal ubiquitin-dependent protein catabolic process. Gene Ontology annotation, cellular component: nucleus; cytoplasm. The coding region runs from base 44 to 529 and encodes 161 amino acids. NCBI's taxonomy places the organism in Eukaryota, Metazoa, Nematomorpha, Gordioida, Chordodea, Parachordodidae. The record is from RefSeq and is a predicted model, not a curated record. The transcript has a single exon.
GGAUACACAUAACAUCUUUUAUCUUUCAAUUAAUUUCGUCAAAAUGCCCAAUAUAAAGCUGCAAUCUUCUGAUGGUGAAAUAUUUGAAAUGGAUGUUGAAAUUGCAAAGGUUUCGGGAACAAUUAAAACUAUGCUAGAAGACCUAGGUAUGGAGGAUGAAGAGGAAGAAGUUGUCCCUCUUCCAAAUGUCAAUGCUGCUAUAUUAAAAAAAGUUAUUCAAUGGGCUACACAUCAUAAAGACGAUCCAACCCCGCCAGAUGACGAGGAAAGAGAAAAGCGUACAGACGAUAUUAGUAGCUGGGAUGCUGAUUUUUUGAAAGUUGAUCAAGGAACACUUUUUGAAUUAAUAUUAGCUGCUAACUAUUUGGACAUUAAAGGCCUAUUAGAUGUUACCUGUAAAACAGUAGCAAAUAUGAUAAAAGGUAAAACACCGGAAGAAAUAAGAAAAACAUUCAAUAUUAAAAAUGAUUUUACACCCAGUGAAGAAGAACAGGUUCGUAAAGAAAAUGAAUGGUGCGAAGAAAAGUGAUGCUAAUAUAGAUAAUGAAUUGUAAGAAGAAAAGUAAUAGUAAAAUAUAAUAAUUUGAAUCUAACUUGUAUUUUUAUUUAUCUAAAUAAAUGUAUAUAUGCUAUUUUAGAAAAGAUUUUG